Aspergillus caelatus is the source of this 570-nucleotide messenger RNA. RefSeq lists its product as uncharacterized. Gene Ontology annotation, biological process: regulation of transcription by RNA polymerase II. Gene Ontology annotation, cellular component: nucleus. The transcript has 3 exons. The record is from RefSeq and is a predicted model, not a curated record. NCBI's taxonomy places the organism in Eukaryota, Fungi, Ascomycota, Eurotiomycetes, Eurotiales, Aspergillaceae. Gene Ontology annotation, molecular function: RNA polymerase II cis-regulatory region sequence-specific DNA binding; DNA-binding transcription factor activity, RNA polymerase II-specific. The coding region runs from base 1 to 570 and encodes 189 amino acids.
AUGUCGGAUGCCCCUGUUUCAACAAGUGCCAGUUCGUUCUAUGUUGUAUCCUCGGAUGGCCAUGGCCACAAUCAUACCAAUCGAUUUCCAAUGCACAACGGCCUCUGGCUCCUUGCGGAUGAUUUCAACAUGGAGCCUUUGCCUCCAAACCCAGCAGUCAUACCAGCCAGCCCGGUCCACUACCCACAAUGGCAACUUGAUGUUCCCUUACACGACGGCUCCAUCGUUCCUCGACCCACUGUGAACCACGAUCUAGAGAUGGGCCUUAAUUUGCGCAUGCCGACAAGCGUCCAACCCAAUUCGAUCUCUACCGCUGGGUUUUCAUAUGAGACCGGUGCGAAGGAUACCAAAGAAAGUGGAAAGAACCACCGACCUGCGCAAAGAUGUAAAUGGGAGGGCUGCACAUCUACAAAAUGUUUCAACCGUGAGGCCGACCUUCUGCGGCAUGUUAAGACCAUCCAUAUCGCGCCUCGGUCUUAUAGAUGCAAUGUCGAUGGCUGCUUCAAGUCCUUCAAUACGGACGAUAAUCUAAAGGAGCAUAUACUCAGGGUGCAUGACUGUGAUUGUUAG